Molecule: messenger RNA, 4354 nt
Organism: Dipodomys ordii (Ord's kangaroo rat)
Lineage: Eukaryota; Metazoa; Chordata; Mammalia; Rodentia; Heteromyidae
Gene: Msl2
Product: male-specific lethal 2 homolog (Drosophila)
Exons: 1
Coding region: 439-2106 (555 amino acids)
Cellular component (GO): MSL complex
Molecular function (GO): ubiquitin protein ligase activity
Source: RefSeq, a predicted model, not a curated record
UUCCAAAUAGAAGUUAAGUCAUGAGUUAAAGAGGAAAGACUUUUGCUUUAAAUUUUUUUUUUUGUCUUUUCUUUUUCAGUGCUGGGGCUUGAUCCCUUGGAGUCAAGCUUGCUACACAAGUACUUUACCACUAUAUCCCAGCACUAAAGAGGAAAGACUUGUAAGGGCAAAGACCAAAUCUCAUUGGCUCUCUUCCCACUGGUGAACACAAAACUGAUGUGUUGUAGCAAUGUGACAUUGCACUAGAUCUCGAGAGUUGUGAACCUAGCUUAAGCUUUCCAUAACAGAUCUUCUUUAACUUAGCCUUUGAAGAUUCUAGUUUGAGAUAAAAGGAGGGAGAAUAUGGCACAGAGUACUAUUGAAUAUUCCUCCAGUUUGUAUAAGGUGGAUUGUUACUUGGUCUGGUGAGUUUGAACUCAUCUCAGUCUGGAUAGAUUCAUGUCAUCUUCACCCCAGUAUAUGAUAGGAAACGAAAUAAUUUUACUAAAAUCUUUGCUUCCCUUUAUCCCUUUAGGACACCUGCUACAAGACCCUAUUGCACCUACCAACUCUACCUGCCAACACUAUGUCUGCAAAACCUGUAAAGGAAAGAAAAUGAUGAUGAAACCUUCGUGUAGCUGGUGCAAAGACUAUGAGCAAUUUGAGGAAAACAAGCAGUUAAGCAUCCUUGUGAACUGCUACAAAAAACUGUGUGAAUACAUAACACAGACCACACUGGCACGGGAUAUAAUUGAAGCAGUUGACUGCUCUUCUGAUAUUUUGGCUUUGCUCAAUGAUGGAUCAUUGUUCUGUGAGGAGACAGAAAAACCCUCAGAUUCAUCUUUUACUUUGUGUUUGACACAUUCCCCUUUACCUUCAACCUCAGAAGUCACGACUAAUCCUCAAGCUAGUUUAUCUCCAAUGUCUGAAAGUACUCUCAGCAUUGCUAUCGGCAGUUCUGUUAUCAAUGGUUUGCCUACUUACAAUGGGCUCUCGAUAGACCGGUUUGGUAUAAAUAUCCCUUCACCUGAACACUCAAAUACUAUUGAUGUGUGUAAUACCGUUGACAUAAAAACGGAGGACCUGUCUGACAGCCUGCCACCUGUGUGUGACACAGUAGCCACGGAUCUAUGCUCCACCGGCAUUGAUAUCUGCAGUUUCAGUGAAGACAUCAAACCCGGUGACUCCCUCUUACUGAGUGUGGAGGAAGUACUCCGCAGCUUAGAAACUGUUUCAAAUACAGAGGUUUGUUGUCCUAAUUUGCAGCCAAACUUGGAAGCCACUGUAUCCAAUGGACCUUUUUUGCAGCUUUCUUCCCAGUCUCUUAGCCAUAAUGUUUUUAUGUCAACCAGUCCGGCACUUCAUGGGUUAUCAUGUACAGCAGCAACUCCCAAGGUAGCAAAAUUAAAUAGGAAACGGUCCAGGUCAGAAAGCGACAGUGAAAAAGUUCAGCCACUUCCAAUUUCUACCAUUAUCCGAGGCCCAACGCUGGGGGCAUCUGCUCCUGUGACAGUGAAGAGAGAGAGCAAAAUCUCUCUCCAACCCAUAGCAACUGUUCCCAAUGGAGGCACCACACCCAAAAUCAGCAAAACUGUCCUUUUAUCUACUAAAAGCAUGAAGAAGAGUCAUGAACAUGGAUCCAAGAAGUCUCACUCUAAAACCAAGCCGGGUAUUCUAAAGAAAGACAAAGCUGUCAAGGAAAAGCUUCCUAGUCAUCACUUUAUGCCAGGAAGUCCCACCAAGACUGUGUACAAAAAGCCCCAGGAGAAGAAAGGGUGUAAAUGUGGACGUGCUACUCAGAACCCAAGUGUUCUUACAUGCCGUGGCCAGCGCUGCCCUUGCUACUCUAACCGGAAAGCCUGCUUAGAUUGUAUAUGUCGAGGCUGCCAAAACUCCUAUAUGGCCAAUGGGGAGAAGAAGCUGGAGGCAUUUGCUGUGCCAGAAAAGGCCUUGGAGCAGACCAGGCUCACUUUGGGCAUUAAUGUGACUAGCAUUGCUGUGCGUAACGCUAGUACCAGCACCAGUGUAAUUAAUGUCACAGGGUCCCCAGUAACGACGUUUUUAGCUGCCAGUACACAUGAUGAUAAAAGUUUGGAUGAAGCUAUAGACAUGAGAUUCGACUGUUAAAUCAGUGGGUCUUCAAACCUACCUCUGGUAGGGAAAUAGCUACAGUUUUACGGCAGCUAUGGUUCUGUUGGUUUAACUUGCCGGAGCUCCUGCAUAUAGAUCACUUGUAUCAAGUGUUUUCAUUGAUAAGUUAUAUGUGUUAGUGUCGGGGAAAUAGUUUUCAGAUAAUGGAGGAGUAACCCUACAACUGUUAUGUUCUUAGUUCUUACAGAACCUCAUAGUUCAAGAACAAAUGCUGAUGCAACUGAUUUAUACAGAAUGAACUUUGGCAAGGAGAAUAACAUUAACCUCAUUGUUUCUGGUCAUGCUUUGUGCAUAAUCAAAGUUUAUGAUUAAAUGUAAGGAAGUGGUAUCGAGUCAGUCCAUAUAGAUUGUGAGACUCUCUUUGUGAAAAAGUAGCCACUAGUUUAUCCCGAAGACUCAAGUGUAGCUCUCAUGCCACACUGACGUUUCUUCUGUUGAAACGCUGAUGUGCCCAGUUCAACUUUUGUGCUGACUAUUUAAUACCAUUUCUAAGAUCAUGAAAAUUAGCUACUGGUAUGUAGCAGUUCUUAAAUCAGCAGUAUUAUGGAAGAAAAUUUCCCCCUCAUUAGAAUGUUUAAGAAAUCUGUCUUUUGAAAAAAAUGUGAACAGAUUGUCAGACUACAGAUCCUUAACUAUUUUUCCUACAAAACUUUGAACCGCCUGUCUUGCGAGGUCUGACUCAUUUCUAGGGAAAAAUUCUGAGAUCCUUCCUUUGAGCAACAUUCUAAUUGGAUAAAUGAUGUGAAGAGCAUUUAUUCUGAAGGUAUUUGAAUUCAGACAAUAGUACAUGACAAUAUUUUUUUUAAGUUUAAAGGUUUUAUUUAGAAAUUGGGAUUUAUUUGAAAUUUUUUUGGAAUAAUGCCCCAAACAUACCUAUAUUUAUGCAUUCUAUUAAUUGCCAUUGGCCACUCUUCUGUUUAUUUGCCACAGACUUUAUUUUGAAUAUGCUCUUUUUUUUUUUCAGGGUGCUAUUCAUUAUGCUGGCUUCUUUAUCGGGGCCUAAUAAAAUGCCUUUUUAUGAAGCCUGUGCAGUUAGGUAGGUCUAAAGCUAGGAGGAUUUUCUUUAGAAUGCUUUUUUGCAUGUAAAGCACAAACUGUUUCAGUUUAAAUGUACUAAUUCCCUUUAAUUUUUAAGGGGAAAACAAACAUUCUGUUGAAGGGAAAUCUGGUCAGUUGUUUGAAGAGCACAGCCCAAGUAGACGAGGACUGACUAGGUAUAGAGACAACCUUGAUUUUAAAGAGUUGCUACUUUGACAGUGCUUACUGUAAGAACAUACUGCUGGGAAGAUCCCAGUUCCUAUUAUGUCUCCAGAUCUGACAAGUGUUGGAGUUAUGUUUUGAUUUGGCACACAGCAUGUUCAAUGAUGGUUACUCACCUCGUACAAGACAUGGAGAAGAAUCCUUUGGACACAGAGCAGAUGACACCUUCUUCUGUUUUGUAGUGUAUCCUGGUGUCAUUUUCUGUGAAUGUGGUCAGGUAGAGUUGUUUUGUUGUCUUUUUUGUGUGUGUGUGUGUGGGUGUGCGCGUGCGUGUGCGUUUUUUUUUUUUCCUUUUGGUCUCUUUGGUGGGGUGGGGGUGGGCUAAAGCCAUAGGAAGAAAAAUGUGAUGUAUGUGUCCCGUAUGUACUAUUUUGUUUUUGUUUUGCAAGAAGAGUUGAACUAUUUUUGAUAACAAGAGUAAAUGGUGGAAAAUGCUUCUUAGUUGUCUUGUCUUUAUUUGCUUUCCAAGUUUUGGAAUUUUAUUUAAUUCCUCUAAGUGUUAGCUGUGUCUUAAUGAAAAAUGUAUUUACCUAAAGUUUGUAACAGUUUUGUGUUGAACCCAGAUGCCCUGCUAUAUAAACUUGUAAAUCUGUUCUUUAUUCACUAAUGAUCACUGCAAAAAUGACUAGAAAUGAAAUUGUACACAUGGAUGAUUAGAAUAUAUUUUGCAAAUCUCCCAAACUUUCCUAAUACUAUGAUUUUAAAAUUAUGGAGUACUUUAUUGCUUCCCAGGUUUGAUAAUCUUAGUUUUGUGUUUUUUUGAUGCAUGGGAGGUUGGCAAUAUAGGCAAAGUGAAAAUCAUUAGCAUGUGAGGACCUUGAUUGUUAUGUAAUAUUGCCAAUGAUGAAUUCAGGUUGUUUUUAGCACAAGUUUCUCUUUUUUAUGCUGGUAUUCUCACUGCCACACUUUUGAAAACCUGUAUUACACCUUAAAUCUAUCAAUAAAUGAUAGUUUUCUAAUUGUA